AUAAUGAUGCUAUUAUGCGUGAAAGAAUUGCUGAUUUAACGGCAACGACAGAGAAUUUACGAAAGGAUUUAAAACAAAUUAGUAGCAUUGUAAAUGACAAUUUACUUCCGGAAGUUAGAAGCUUAGCUGAAGGCUUGCACAAGCAUCAAGAACAUUUAUUAGCUUUAACACAAUUAGUUACAUGUGCUUUUCCGGAUGGUAAAAAUUAAUAUUUUUAUAUAUAUAUAUGUAUAUAUUUAUUUUUUUUUUUUUGUAAUAUUUUUUUUUAAUUUUUGUUCUCUCUCCUUCUCCCUCUCUCUCUUUUAUUUCUCUCUCUUUUUAGGUGUACAAUUGCUACAAGAUGUGACAAGAGGGUAUACAAGACAUAUGCCAUAUGAAAUACCAAAACGUAUUCGUUUAGAUGAUAAACCUACCGUUAAAACAGAACAAACAUCUUUAUCAUCAUCAGUUCCAACAGUUCCCUCUUCAAGAGUUCCAACAUCUUAUUUAUUCACGUCUAAUUCAUCUAAUCAUAAUCCUAAUAAUAAUAAUAAUUUAAUGAACGGAAAUAAUCCUUCACCAACAGAAUCGUCUCUUCAAACAUCAUCGGUUACUCCAUCAGCUCUUACAAUACCGUCUGAUUCGCAAUCCACGUAUAGUAAUAUUACAGGAUCAUCGAUAAUGGGAGAAUUUCAACAAAGUCCUCAUAAUACACAAUCGAAUAUCACAGGGUUUAAUGAAUCAUGGAAUAAUACUACAUCCGUAAUGAUUUCGGAUCCCGUCAGUACAGUUUCAAGUACAAAUAUGUCAUAUAAUAUAUUCCCAACAACGACCACCACGCAUUCACCAAUAUUAUACUCACCUUCCCCGAAUCAACAGCAUUCUCCACCGUUAUCACAUAAUUCACAAGUACCUUCUCGAUCUUCUUCAAUAGCUUUGAGUCCUGCACAUUCGAAUUCUAAUGACAUACUUAAUAAUGCACCUACUGUAACAAGUCCAACUCAAAUUAAUACAAGUGGUGCGAAUAGUCCAGUUCAUCAAGGAGAAGUUGUAGUUGCUUCUUCACCAACUUCAAAUACAUCCUCUCCAAUAUCGACCGUUCCAACUAGUUUGUCAACAUUUUAUCAUCCAAAUUCCAUCAUGCCAAUGGAUAUGUAUAGUCAUCCAUCUUUUAGUAAUUAUUAAUUUAAUCGGUUGAAUUUGACAAGGUGAUCUGUAUAUAAUGUUGGAUACGUUUAUGUGGUGUCAAAUUUAGGGUCGUUCCGACAAAAAGUGUAAUAAUAAUUGGACAUAGGCUAUAAGAAAGCGAGGGCCUUUAUCCCUCUGAAAGUAUUGACGGGUCAUAUCG
Messenger RNA from Rhizophagus irregularis DAOM 181602=DAOM 197198, 1327 nucleotides. NCBI's taxonomy places the organism in Eukaryota, Fungi, Glomeromycota, Glomeromycetes, Glomerales, Glomeraceae. The record is from RefSeq and is a predicted model, not a curated record.